CCGGAGCAUCUCUCCUCGCUCAGUGCCCCUGUGGAGGCUACCAGUUGAACAUCUGGAGGGACAUCAACAUAUGUAUAUUUUUUUCUUCAGAGAAAUAUGGUCAGUGUUCUGCUACGUGCUUGUGCGAUGCCGUUUGGCUACACCAGUGACAUGAUUGACAGUGACUUUACCUGUGACGACUUGUGCUUUUCCACUGCAGAAAUGAAUUCACGAAACAUCCAGAGACCAAGAGGGUUGCCAGCGCCUCUGCCUGACGUCAUACUCAGCCACACACCGCAACCUUCGCCUCUGCGACGAUCACAGUCAUACCUCUCCUUCUUCCCUGAAAAGCUCACUCAUGCCCUCCCCACGCCCACCCUCGACAUGCCCCAAGCAGUGCCCUCCACCACCACACUUGGGGUCCGCAGGAACUCCCAAGCUCGCUCCAUCUCCGUCGGAAACCUCACCAGCUUGGAGGAAAGCGUCAGAAUGGGACUGAAACGCAUCCGGAAGGUACGGCACAGAAUACAGAGCGACGAGCCCCAAUCCUACCAAAACCACACUCUUCCCCAGCUUUCUUGGCCGUCUCCACGGCCCCACCGGAACCUCUGCUACCGUCUUCCAAGAGAGGGGGAGAGUGUCCGGGAUGAUGCAGUGGAUGGAGAACACUCACAGGAAGAGACGGAGGAACAAGGUCGGUGGAGGAAAGCAGGAAGAGAGCUUCGCAAGAUCGCUGACCACUUCGAACUCAACACUGCCAAGGUUGCUGCCAAGAGAAGUAAAGUGGCUCCUCUGAACCUUGUAGUGCCCGGAGCCCUCACCAGGUGCCUGACAGCCUCCUUGCUUUGCCUCGUCUGGUGGCGUCUCCUUAACAAACUCCGCUGAUCCAGUGGAAGACCACAGCACCCUCAUUUCAUUGAUAUUUUUUAUUGCUUUACGGUGAGGGCGACUCAAACUAUGGUCCUUGCAUUAUGCAUCACUUGAAGCACGAGGAAGACGUUUAUUCCUGUUUCCGCGUAGAGUGGGAGUGCCAAGAGGUCGAUGUUGCUUAGCGUGUUCCUCGGCGGUGUAAUGCUACCAUCUCGGGCGUCCCAGGAGGUGAUGGUUCUCGUCGUCUGCGUCACCUCCUUCAUCCACCGCUCCUGAGCAACAUCAAGAUCUGCAUCUUCCCUCAGUGGUGGAUUUUACUCCAACCUCACGAUUUCUGGUCAACCUCUAAAGAAGUAAACAAACUCUGAACAAAUACCGAGCACAGUAGGCUUAAGAAGUGUUGCCAGACUUUGUUGAUGUAAGGUAAGGCCUAAGAGGUGCCUCUGUAAGACAGUGCUUCAAUAGGGAAGAAAUAACUGGUCAUUGCACAGGCGCACAUCAAAGUACAGGAGACUGGUACAGUGUAUCACCUAGACCAGUUUUGUAACCAAAUAUUUUUGGAAUUAGGUCACCAUGCAGUUAAUGCCUUAAGGUGUACUUGGUCAAUAUGCAGCUUAUUGUAUCAAUCAUAUGCACCCAUCACUAUGUUCAACUCCACAUGACCUGAAAUGUCACUUUUUGCAGGCGAUGAGUCACAAUAACGUGGCUAAAGUAUGAUGACCAGACCACACACUAGAAGGUGAAGGGAC
Messenger RNA from Procambarus clarkii (red swamp crayfish), 1598 nucleotides. RefSeq lists its product as uncharacterized. Lineage: Eukaryota; Metazoa; Arthropoda; Malacostraca; Decapoda; Cambaridae. The record is from RefSeq and is a predicted model, not a curated record.